Caenorhabditis remanei is the source of this 942-nucleotide messenger RNA. RefSeq lists its product as uncharacterized. Lineage: Eukaryota; Metazoa; Nematoda; Chromadorea; Rhabditida; Rhabditidae. The record is from RefSeq and is a predicted model, not a curated record. Gene Ontology annotation, molecular function: cell-cell adhesion mediator activity. Bases 1 to 942 code for a protein of 313 amino acids. Gene Ontology annotation, cellular component: axon; plasma membrane. The transcript is spliced from 3 exons. Gene Ontology annotation, biological process: axon guidance; homophilic cell-cell adhesion; dendrite self-avoidance.
AUGGUGUCCAUAACUUUCACCUUUCUUUUAGAAUCCAUUCACACAUUGGCACCAAAGAAGGCGCCAUCGGAACGUUUAGUUCCCAUCGGAUCGACGACUGCAUUGGAAUGUGAACCUUACACAUCAGCAAACGCCACGUGGUAUCGUGACAAACAUGUCAUUGCAGUCGUUGAAGGACAUAAAAAUGCAAUUUUGAAUGGAAGAGUUCCACGUGGAGGAGAAGAAAGAAUUCCUGACAUUGGGUUUCUGGUGAUUUACGAUGUACAGAAAGAGGACGAAGGAAUAUAUUAUUGUCAAAGAGAGAAUGAUACGAAAUGGGGAGAAGUAUUCCAAUUGAAAGUUGCUUUUGUGGAUGAAGUUUCUGAAAAUGAGAAGAUCAAAGUGGAACCGAUAGUGCCGAUUCUUGGGAGGCCUCUGGUACUGAAAUGUCCUGUUCCAAACGCCUAUCCUCCACCGAAAAUCACUUGGACUGUGAACUCACUUCCCAUCUCACAUAUUUCAUCAGAUUACUUCUCUUUUCCAAAUGGAACACUUAUCAUUUCCCAUUUCUCUUACCAUCAUUUUGGAUAUUUCGAGUGCAAUAUCAACAAUUUCGCUGGUCAUUCUUCUGUAAAUGCAUUCAUAGAUUCGAGAGAUCUUGUUGCAACUUUUGAAUCCCUCAAACCAACAUUUAUAAACGGCUGCUCAGCCGCUCUUCGAAGUUCUCUUUUCAUGUUUCUUCUCGGAUGCCUCGUCACUUCUGGAGCAGUUUUAAUCUACCUUAUCUGUGCAGUCUGUCUUCUAAAACCAGGUCGUCCUCGUCGAGUUCUUCGUCCUACAUUCUGGUCAAGAACAGAUCCUCGCUUAGCACCUGGAUUCAGAAAAGCAGUUGUACCUCUACCGGAUUGUUUUGUGAAUGCAAGAAUGUUACCUCCGCCAGCUCAAAAUCUACCAAAUGCUUAG